Phoenix dactylifera (date palm) is the source of this 1305-nucleotide messenger RNA. The record is from RefSeq and is a predicted model, not a curated record. Lineage: Eukaryota; Viridiplantae; Streptophyta; Magnoliopsida; Arecales; Arecaceae.
CGGAGAGGGGAGAGAUAGGGGGAGCAAUGGAGGUGGCAGGAGAGAAAGGGAGGGUGUUUGUGACUGGUGCCGGAGGAUACGUGGGCUCAUGGUUGGUGAAGCUCCUCCUCUCCAAUGGUUACAAGGUCCAUGGAACAGUCAGAGAUUUAAGCGAUGAAAAGAACGCUCACUUGAGGAAAUUUGAGAAGGCCUCUGAAAACCUUCAACUCUUCAAAGCGGACGUGCUUCACUACGACACUUUAAAAGCAGCCUUUGCAGGAUGUGAAGGAGUCUUCCAUGUGGCUAGUCCUGUCCCUGCAACCAAAGUCCUUGAUCCAGAGUUAGAGUUGAUCACUCCCGCUGUUAACGGCACUCUAAAUGUACUUCAAGCAUGUUCGGAGAUGAAAAUCAAACGGGUGAUUGUGGUGUCAUCAAUUACUGCCGUUUCACUGAAUCCACAUUGGCCACAUGAUAAGCUCAUGGAUGAGAAGUGCUGGUCGUCCAAAGAAUUUUGCAAGAAGAUUGAGAACUGGUAUUGCCUUUCGAAGACGAUGGCAGAACAUGCAGCUUGGGAGUAUGCAGAGAAAAAUGGGCUCGAUCUUGUAACUGUUUGCCCGUCGGUGGUUGUAGGACCAUUGCUGCAACCUACAGCGAGCACUAGCAGCAUGUUUCUAAUCUAUGUCACAAAAGGAGGUCCAGAGCCCAUGUUGGACUACCUCUGGCAUUUUGUAGACGUUCGAGAUGUUGCCGAUGCAUUGCUUCUAGUAUACGAGAAGCCAGAAUCAUCUGGAAGAUACAUUUGUGCAGCUUCUCCAAUUACUAUUCGAGAGUUGGUUGACUUGCUGAAGGGCAUGUAUCCUAACUAUGGUUACCAGAAGAAUAUCGUUGAGGUACCACCAAAUGCCCCGCUGACCUCAGAGAAACUAAAGAAGUUGGGUUGGAAAUGCAGGCCUCUAGAAGAAACUCUCACUGAUGCUGUUGAAUCCUACGGAGAGGCGGGUCUUUUGGAUGAACUAGAAGGGCACACUCAUCAUUUUCCUCCUGUCUACAAAUUUACAUAGAUGAAUGAAACUCGGGUAGCUGCGGAAUAAGGUUUAUCGAUAAACUCGGUAACUUCUUUAAGAUGUAACCUGUCAAUAAAAUGGUACUCCCUUUCUCUGUUAUAUGAGGAGGCUGCGUUUGUAUGUUCCGGCAAAGUGGAGACAAGUGAAACAAGCGUUCAUCAUUUCACCUGGUCUCUUGGUUGCAGAUGCUCUUGUUCUUAGUUGUAAAAGAAACAAGUCUUUUGGUAAUGGAUGGCAUUCCUUUGCCUUGUUUGGGUGAAAA